Molecule: messenger RNA, 1818 nt
Organism: Choloepus didactylus (southern two-toed sloth)
Lineage: Eukaryota; Metazoa; Chordata; Mammalia; Pilosa; Megalonychidae
Gene: RILP
Product: Rab interacting lysosomal protein
Exons: 8
Coding region: 357-1472 (371 amino acids)
Biological process (GO): cilium assembly
Cellular component (GO): cytoplasm; ciliary basal body
Molecular function (GO): protein dimerization activity
Source: RefSeq, a predicted model, not a curated record
UUCUCCACUGGAGGCCAGUGACGGCCCUACCUCACCUCUAGCCUGGAGUACUUGGCAGCCUACGGGCCCCAUGACACUGGGGCGGAGCCUGGAUUGGGUUCUGUGGGUCGGGCUUGACCAAGUGUCUCCCUGCAGCUCUGAGUUUCAGCUCCUGGACACCUGACUGACCUUGGGGAUUGAACAGGACAGGGCCCGGGGGCCUAGGGCACUGCCACCUUUACCCACGCCCUUUCCCCCAGUCGCUCCUCCCCCUGCCGCUUCUUCCCCGCCCUUACAGCCCUGACCCGCUUCCUGGGCUGCAACUGUUUGGCUUUUUCCUGCCCGUUUGCGGGGGUGUGGGAGAGGUUUCGGGUAACAUGGAGCCCAGGAAGGCGGCGCCUGGGUGGCACGGCUGGGGGCCUCAAGCGGCCUCAGGGUCGGAAACGGCCGCGGAGCUCGUGUACCACCUAGCGGGGGCCCUGGGCGCUGAGCUGCAACAGCUGGCGCGCCGCUUCGGGCCGGAGGCGGCAGCGGGGCUGGUGCCGCUCGUGGUGCGGGCGCUGGAGCUCCUGGAAAAGGCUGCGGUGGGGCCCGCACCAGACUCGCUGCAGGUCUCGGCUCAGCAGGCGGAACUGGAGCUGCGGCGGCUGCGGGAGGAGAACGAGCAUCUCCGCCGGGAGUUGCGCUCCGGGCCACAGGAGGAGCGCGCUCUGCUGCGGCAGCUCAAGGAGGUGACUGACCGACAGCGGGACGAACUCCGAGCGCACAACCGCGACCUGCUGCAGCGCAGCCAGGAGACCGAGGCGCUGCAGGAACAGCUGCAGCGCCUCCUGCUGGUGAACGCGGAGCUGCGGCACAAGCUGGCCGUGGUGCAGACCCAGCUGCGCGCCGCGCGGGACCGUGAGAAGGAGCGGGAGCUGGAGCGCGAAGGAGCUCCUCGGCUGGAGCCAGAGCCCGCGCGGGAUGCUGGAGCCCCGGGGUCCCCUGAGGACCCGGCAGAGGCUGGGCAGCAGCCAGGGCAUCCCCCGGAGGUGGGGCAGUGCGGCUUUAGUCGAGAGGAGCUUGAGCAGAUCCUUCAGGAGCGGAAUGAGCUCAAAGCCAAUGUGUUCCUGCUGAAGGAGGAGCUGGCAUACUUCCAACGGGAGCUGCUCACAGACCACCGGGUCCCUGGGCUUCUGCUUGAAGCCAUGAAGGUGGCUGUCAGGAAGCAGCGGACGAAGAUCAAGGCCAAGAUGUUAGGGACCCCAGAGGAACCAGAAAGCAGUGACGUUGAGGAUGGCUCCUGGCUCCUGCUUCCCAGCGAUAAGGGAGACCACCCCCCACCCCCUGAGUCCAGAAUACAGCAUUUCUUUGGCCUCUGGUAUCGGGGUGAAGCAGAGGCCCCAGACGCUGGGACCAGCAGCCUCGCUCCUAGCAAGCCAGGGGGAGAAGUGGAGGCCCCACAGCAACCUCACCUGCAGCCCGUGGGCAGUGCCACCACCCCCAGCUCCUGACUGGCCCUGCUCAUCUGCUUUCCAUGAACGGCUUUGUCUGGGGGCCCAAAGUUGCCACAGAGGCCUGACUUGGGGCUCUGGCUGUGGGUGGAUAUGUGACCUCAAAUGAAGACAGGGUUCCCCCUUCUCAGCCCUCCCCAGGGCUCUUCCCUGAUCCUGGCUUGAGCCAGGGCUGGACGGGCUGCCUCCCUCUCCAUCCCUGCACCAAACCUCCAGGGCCAGAUGAAAGCACUUCCUCUCAGUCUCAGUUUCCCCAUCCGUGAAACAGAGAACUGACUGUCUUCUUCCCAGGGGUUUGUGUGGAUGGACUGAGCUAAUGUAAUAAAGCACCUGCCCAUUAUAGCCA